AUGACGCUGACGACAAUGAGCACGCCAGGCUCCCCGGGGAUCGGCGUCCCGCUGCCCGAGCACGUCGCGGCAGCGCAGGUCCGCAAACUGCAGCAGCUGGAGCGCUCCGUGCUGCUGCGCGCCGAGGCCGAGGCGCGCCAGCGCGAGAAGGAGGAGAAGGUCCGUGAGCGCGAGCGCAUCGUCGAGGAGGAGCGCCGCCGGAAGCGCGAGGCGGAGGAGCGCAAGCGACUCGAGAUGGAGCAGCGUCGCGAGCAGGCCCGCCGUGUCGCCGAGAUCCAGCAGCAGCGCACCGUCGAGGAGUACACCCGGCGGCUGCACGACGUCGAGGACCGCAUGCGCCAGCGCGAGCGCGAGGAGCAGCGCGCCGCGGCGCGCGCGCGUGCGGCUGCGCGGCGCAAGGAGGCGCAACGAAGCGCCGCGAAGGCGCAGGCGGAGGCGCUGAUGGAGCGGCGGCGCCAGGAGCUCAAGGAGCGCGAGGAGCAGGUCGAGGCGGUGCUCCGGGAGCGGCAGGAAGAGGAGGAGAGGGCGGCGCACCGCAAGUUGGCACAGCGCCAGGCUGAGGAGGAGAUGCGACGCCAGCGGAAGCUGCGGGCGGAGGCCGCCGCGGAGGCGCGGUGCCGGGAGCUUCAGGCGCAGCUGGACGCGCAGACGGAGCGCGCAGCGAUGCUGCAGCGCGAGGCGGAGGAGUUGACGCAGCGUCGGGCGCAGCAGUCGCAGGUGCGGUUUUCGACGAUCCAGGAGUCGGCGCGCCGCGCGGAGCUGCAGCAGGCGGCGCGGCGGCGCGAGCUGGAGCGGCGGUACCACGACAAGAUGCAGCGCGUGGACAUGAUCAAGGCGGAGCGGGAGGCCGCGCUCGAACAGGUCCGCGAGACCAGGCAGUCGCUCGCGCGCGCCGAGCAGGAGCUGCGCCAGAAAGUCGAGCGCCUCGACCGCGCCGCCGGCGCCGCGAACGUCGUCAAGGAGGUGCGCAAGACAAUCGAGUCUCUGGAGCUCAGCUCGAACUCCAUCCACACCCCGCGCCGCCGCCCCGUCACCGCGCGUUCCGCGGCGCGCGCCUCGGUCUCCCCGGGCGUGCAGCGGCCGUGGUCGGCGGCCCCCGCGAGCGCUCGCAUGCGGUCGGUGGGAACGUCGCCGGGGCGCGACGGCGCCGCGAAGGUCGCGGUGCCGUCGUACGCGGAGAUCCAGAAGCAGCAGGAGCAGGAGGUGCGGCAGCAGAUUCAGAUUCAGCGCAAGCGCAGCGCGGGCAAGCUGCAGGUGGGCGCGGGCGCGGGCGCGCGUCCGGCGAGCGCUGGGCGGCCGGCGCCGCCGCCGCAGAUGCCGCAGCGGGAGCGCGAGCUGCAGAAGAUGAUCGACGAGGAGCGGGCGAAGGAGGACGAGCGGACCGCGAUGCUGGCGACGGUGACGGACCCACGGGAGCGUGCACGCCUGAUGCAGAUCUUCCAGCUGGAGCGGCAGGCGGCGGUGGAGCGCAUCGUGAACCUGACGAACGAGAUCACGGGCGGUACCUUCGCGCCGUGA
This is a messenger RNA of Pedinophyceae sp. YPF-701, 1518 nucleotides long. The record is from the annotation of a GenBank genome assembly. Lineage: Eukaryota; Viridiplantae; Chlorophyta; Pedinophyceae.